Aspergillus costaricaensis CBS 115574 is the source of this 2059-nucleotide messenger RNA. RefSeq names its product STE20 family serine/threonine-protein kinase. The record is from RefSeq and is a predicted model, not a curated record. The transcript is spliced from 6 exons. Lineage: Eukaryota; Fungi; Ascomycota; Eurotiomycetes; Eurotiales; Aspergillaceae. Gene Ontology annotation, molecular function: protein kinase activity; ATP binding. Bases 251 to 2038 code for a protein of 595 amino acids. Gene Ontology annotation, biological process: protein phosphorylation.
CUCCCCCGUUGAUUGCUCCUCCAUCCCUCCGCUCUCCAAGGUCGGUUCACUCGAAUUUGUUCGGCUCAGCGUGUAUAUCUUGUAUCCACAGGAUUAAUUCAGCUGGCUGGCUGUGCGGGUUGCCCCUUGUGUGCUGAGUUGUGUCUGUGUGUGUGGUCCCUGCUCCCCUUUUUCCUCUUUCUAUUUUUCUCUCUCCACUUUUCACGUCGUCGCUGUCUCAUCCGUGGAGGAGACCUCCUGCACGAUAACCAUGGAGGACGACAUGUCAGGUCAUUAUCAGAUGCUGGAGGAGCUGGGAAGUGGAAGUUUUGGAACGGUGUACAAGGCCAUUGAAAAGGCUACCGGAGAGAUUGUGGCGGUUAAACAUAUCGAUCUCGAAUCCAGUGAAGAUGAUAUCCAAGAAAUCCAGCAGGAAAUCUCCGUCCUCGCUACCUGUGCGAGCCAAUUCGUGACGCAAUACAAGGCGAGUUUUCUGAGAGGUCAUAAGCUGUGGAUUGUGAUGGAGUAUCUCGGUGGUGGAUCCUGUCUGGACCUGCUGAAACCCGGCGUUUUUAACGAAGCCCACGUCGCCAUUAUUUGCCAGCAACUGCUGCUGGGUCUGGAUUAUCUGCACAGCGAAGGCAAGAUCCACCGCGACAUUAAAGCCGCCAAUGUACUUCUGUCGCAUACCGGAAAGGUCAAGCUGGCGGAUUUCGGCGUGGCCGCACAGUUAAUCAAUAUCAAGUCUCAACGCAACACCUUUGUCGGCACGCCGUUCUGGAUGGCGCCCGAAGUGAUCCAGCAGGCUGGAUACGACUACAAAGCGGAUAUCUGGUCCCUAGGUAUUACAGCGAUCGAGAUGAUCAACGGCGAGCCGCCACACGCCAGCACUCACCCCAUGAAAGUGCUCUUUUUGAUCCCCAAGGAACCUGCCCCCCGCUUGCAAGGCGACGACUAUAGCAACACCUUCAAGGACUUUAUUGCACAAUGCUUGACCAAGGACCCCGACCGAAGGCCGAGCGCCAAGGAGCUUUUGAGACACAAGUUCAUCCGCAAUGCGGGGAAAACGGAGGCUUUACAGGAGCUGAUUCACCGGAGGCAGGACUGGGAUGCUGGUCGGGGUGUGACGCACAAAGUGAAGUAUUAUGCAGAGUCUCUCAAUACGAUUCGAAACCUGGAUGAUGAUGACGGAUGGGUCUUUGAUACCGUGAAAGCUCCCACGAUGGCUAUCCGCGAAGAGCCCGACGACUUUGAGAACGAGCCGGAACCCCAGGACUGGGUGUUUGAUGAAGCCUCCGAGCUGAUGGACGACUUGCACAUCUCUAGCCCACCUAUUCCACCGAAGCAUGCAACGAAUACCGCCGUCAGACGGGCACCGGCCCCCGAACGCAGUCCAUCCUUGCGGCGUGCCAAGCGACGAUCCAGCGGGGUGAAGCAACCUCUGGGGGUGGACAUGAGCUUUGGAAACAGUCCCUCGACCGUUCGUCAAUUCCGUCGGGUGUCGGAUAAGAUCCCCGCCGACGCUUCAUACCCCCCGCAGUAUUCCUACACGGACGAAAAUGCCAGUCCCAAGACGCUCUUCUCGGAGCCCAACAGCAAGGAAGCACAGCUGGGCCGUCGCGCAUACAGCAAGGCGGUGGGACUUGCCUGUCAGGAGGUGUUGGGCACGACGGGAGAUGACGAGAAGCGCGAGGCGAUUUCCCGGCUGGCCGAGGCGUGGAGUGAUCUGGAAAUGAUCGACCCCGAGGGUCUGUAUCACAUCGUGAGGGCGAUGACGGAGCGACUGCAAGGCGACCCCAAGCUGGCCAGCCUCGUCCCACCCGCUCCACCGGCCGAAUCCCCACAGAGGCCGCGACUGGUUCUGGCACAAAACAACCCACAUCUGAAAAGCCAUCGGCGCCGCCAGAGUGCGGCAGUGGCCGAGCCCAACCUGCAGCCGGCGCAGCUGGCGAAUCUCCCGGGCCAGCAAGUGCCGGGGAUGGAGCACACGAAGCAGUUGUCGGAUGUGCUCUAUCAACGAUGGUCGGAAGGCCUCCGCAACCGCUGGCCGGGGAUCUAAACUCCCCCUUGUACCCUUGAC